Molecule: messenger RNA, 882 nt
Organism: Quercus robur (English oak)
Lineage: Eukaryota; Viridiplantae; Streptophyta; Magnoliopsida; Fagales; Fagaceae
Exons: 2
Coding region: 1-882 (293 amino acids)
Molecular function (GO): nucleic acid binding; RNA-DNA hybrid ribonuclease activity
Source: RefSeq, a predicted model, not a curated record
AUGGGGGAGUGCUCAAAAUUGGAGGAAGGAUCUCAGGUUUGGGCAAAAGUUUGGAAGAUGAAAGUGUCAAAUAAAAUCCGGGUGUUUGCAUGGAGAGCUUGCCAAAACAUUCUGCCUACACGUGAGAAUUUAUUUCGCAGGAAAGUAGCCCCGGAUGCCUACUGUGAACGAUGUAACCAGGUCCCAGAAUCAGUUCUCCAUGUGCUUUGGGAGUGCGGAGCAGCACAAGACGUGUGGGCAGGUGGUCCCCGUAGACUAAACACGGUGGUGCAUGGAGGGAAAGUCCAGGAUCCUUCAAGACUAAACUCACGGGCAUCGGAAUUGCUUGGUGAGUUUAAAGCUUCACAAGUCCAGCUGGCUGUCCAUACAAAUCCGGUUGUUAUGCAGACAUGGAGUCCACCUUCAGGAAAUUUGUACAAACUAAAUUUUGAUGUGGCAGUUUUCCCAGAUACAGAGUCGACGGGCUUUGGUGCUGUUAUAAGGAACAACAGGGGGGCUGUGAUGGCAGCGCUGUCAGCGAAGGGUCCUCCGGUAUCCAGCAGCGAAGAAGUAGAGGUUUUGGCGUGUCGGAGAGCCUUGGAGUUUGCUGUGGAGACUGGAUUUCAAGAGGUGGUUGUCGAGGGAGAUAACACUACUGUUAUAAGGGGUUUGACAGCCACAAAACCUGAUAAUUCCAUGCUGGGAAAUAUUUAUGAGGAUGCUCGCUGCCUGGCGUUGAAGUUCCGUAAGCUUUCAGCUAACUAUGUUAGACGUAGUGCUAACGGUGUGGCUCAUUCUUUGGCUCGGUUUGCUAAAUUUGUAAGUGAGGAACAUGUUUGGUUGGAAGAACAACCCCACCCGGCCCUUGAGGCUUUGUAUUUGGACGAUUCUGUUUUUGAUUAA